Messenger RNA from Nerophis lumbriciformis (worm pipefish), 3208 nucleotides. RefSeq lists its product as uncharacterized. NCBI's taxonomy places the organism in Eukaryota, Metazoa, Chordata, Actinopteri, Syngnathiformes, Syngnathidae. The record is from RefSeq and is a predicted model, not a curated record. Gene Ontology annotation, biological process: regulation of DNA-templated transcription. Gene Ontology annotation, molecular function: DNA-binding transcription factor activity, RNA polymerase II-specific; RNA polymerase II cis-regulatory region sequence-specific DNA binding.
GACGUAGAAUACGCGCAUGCGUGGACCGAUCGGGUGACACAGCAAGAUGGCGUCUGACGGAGAAGGCCUAAAGGCGGGCAUUAUAUUUCUGUAUUCUUACAUAUAUGUUGUUUAAUAGAGUACACACGGUUAAUAAUUGUUUGUAGCAGGAUACAUUAGUCUGAGCGCACUUUGACACUUCUCCUGUUUGCUGGCUUCACUUAAGGUAGCUUGCAGCUAGCUUAGCUGGCUAGUUAGCUUAGCUUGUUAGCUGCUAACAAAGAGACGCGGAAGUUAUUUAAACAUCGCUAAGUAGGGAACUAAUGUGAGUGUAAAGUGUUGUGAUUGUGUGAAAAUGUGCGAAAGAACGAUAGCAAAGUAUGAGGAGGAACUUUGUCCAACAAAAGAGGCGAACGAGCGACAACCUCAAGUUGUGUUACACAGAACAGACGUCUGUGAAGAACAACUUCUGCCUGAAAAACAGGAGUGUAGCUUCAGGAUGGCGAAGGAGGAUCCAUCAAAGAGGAAGACCAGGCGCCACAGACCCUCUGGUGUCUCCUUUUCCUCUUUGACACAGACCCUGCCCUGUAAAAAGGAAGAGGAAGACUCACUGACACCCCACAUUAAAGAGGAAGAGGAGGAACACAGCAUCAGUCAGGAGGGAGAUCAUCUUGAAGGACUGGUGGAGUUCCCAGUGACUGGUGUCCCUGUGAAGAGUGAAGAUGAUGAGGUCAAAGGUGAAAACGUCGAAGAACAUCUUCCUCAUGAGCAGGAAGAAGAGCCACAGCCCCACCACAUUAAAGAGGAGGAAGAGGUACCACAUUCCCAUCACAUUAAAGAGGGAGGGGAGGAUCCACAGCCCCCCCAUAUUAAAGAGGAACACGAGACACCACAGAGCCAUAGUGUUAAACUGUCCCUUCACAUUAAAGGUCAAGUAACGGACCCACUGACCUUACACAUCAAAAAUGAAGAGGAGGACCCACUGACCCCUCACUUUAAGGAGCAAGAGAACCCACUGACCCCUCACAUUAAAGAGGAAAAGGAGGACCCACUGAACCCCUACUUUAAAGAGGAAGAGGAGGAACACUGCAUCAGUCAGCCUAAAUGGUUGGAGGAGUUCCCAGUGACUGGUGUCCCUGUGAAGAGUGAAGAUGAUGAGGUCAAAGGUGAAAGUGAGGAGAAGAGCAGCAGCUCAACACAACACAUGACAACAGAAGCUGAUGGAGACCACUGUGGAGGAUCACAAGCAGACAAGCUCUUAGCUCCACUAUCAGAUAGUGAGGACACAACGUCACACUCUCCUGACACUGAUGAUGAAGACUCUAAAGAUGAUAAGACAAACACUCACUUCAAAUGUUCUCACUGUGACAAAUCCUUUAAAUACCGUUGUCAUCUGAAAACACACAUGAGAACACACACUGGAGAAAAACCUUUUGUCUGUUCAAUAUGUGGAAGAGGUUUUACACGAAGUCAGAGUUUGAAAGUACACAGGAGAUUACACACUGAAGACAAACCUUUUAUCUGUUCAAUCUGUAGUAAAGGUUUUGUUCUAAGUAACAAUUUGAAAGUACACAUGAGUACACACACUGGUGAAAAACCUUUUAUCUGUUCAAUCUGUGGUAAAGGUUUUGUACAAAAAAACAAUUUGAAAGUACACAUUAGAUCACACACUGGUGAAAAACCUUUUAUCUGUUCAAUCUGUGAUAAAGGUUUUGUACAAAGUAACAAUUUGAAAGUACACAUGACAACACACACUGGUGAACAAACUGUUUCCUGUACAAUCUGCGGUAAAGGUUUUACACAAAGUCAAUAUUUGAAAGUACACAUGAGAACACACACUGGUGAAAAACCUUUUUCCUGUUCAAUCUGUGGCAAAGGUUUUACACAUGGUCACCAUUUGAAAGUACACACGAGAACGCACACUGGCGAAAAACCUUUUUCCUGUUCAAUCUGUGGUAAAGUUUUUAUACAAAGUAACAAUUUGAAAGUACACAUGACAACACACACUGGUGAAAAAACUGUUUUCUGUUCAACCUGUGGUAAAGGGUUUACACAAAAUCAAUAUUUGAAAGUGCACAUGAGAACACACACUGGUGAAAAACCUUUUUCCUGUUCAACCUGUGGUAAAGGUUUUACACAUGGUCACCAUUUGAAAGUACACACGAGAACGCACACUGGCAAAAAACCUUUUUCCUGUUCAGUCUGUGGUAAAGGUUUUACAGAAAGUCAACAUUUGAAAAGACACGCAGGAACGCACACUGGUGAAAAAUCACAUUCCUGUUCAAUCUGCAACAAAAGAUUUUGUGACCAAUCAAACCUCAUAAGACACAUGAAAAGACACCCAGGAGAGAAAGUGUUGAGUUGCAGUGUGUGUGGUGAAAGAUUCUCUUCUAAGUACCAGUGUAAGAAACACAAGUGUGCUGGUGAGAACAGCAGCAGCAAAUGAAACUGCAGGAUUUGAAAUAAACUGUCAAGACUUUAAUUUGUUUUCUAAGUGUCAAAAAGUCGGGAUUAUUUUAUAAGUGUCAAAAAGUCUGGAUGUUUUUUGUCAAAAAGUCAGGAUUUCUAUUGUCAAAAAGUCGGGAUUUUUUCUAAGUGUCAAAAAGUCGGGAUUUUUUGUAAGUCUCAAAAAGUCUGGAUUUGUUCUAAAUUUCAAAAAGUCUGGAUUUUUUCUAAGUGUCAAAAAGUCGGGAUUUUUUCUAAAUGUCAAAAAGUCGGGAAUUAUUUCCAAGUUUCAAAAAGUUUGGAUUUUUUCUAAGUGCAAAAAGUCUAGAUUGUUUUCUAAGUGUCAAAAAAAUGGGAUUUUUUUUUGUCAAAAAAUCGGGAUUUUUUUCUAAGUGUCAAAAAGUCGGGAUUUUUUUCUAAGUGUCAAAAAGUAGGGAUUUUUUUCUAAAUGUCAAAAAGGGAGAGAAAGUGUUGAGUUGCAGUGUGUGUGGUGAAAGAUUCUCUUCUAAGUACCAGUGUGAGAAACACAAGUGUGCUGGUGAGAACAGCAGCAGCAAAUGAAACUGCAGGAUUUGAAAUAAACUGUCAAGACUUUAAUUUGUUUUCUAAGUGUCAAAAAGUCGGGAUUAUUUUAUAAGUGUCAAAAAGUCUGGAUGUUUUUUGUCAAAAAGUCAGGAUUUCUAUUGUGAAAAAGUCGGGAUUUUUUGUAAGUGUCAAAAAGUCGGUUUUUUUUGUAAGUGUCAAAGUCUGGAUUUGUUCUAAGUGUCAAAAAGUUGGGAAUUUU